CUCUCCCUGCCCUUCGUUUGAUCCUCCCUUGCCGUACCUUGACCAUUCACCUCACCUUCCUUUCCUCUUCUCUUCACUUCACUUUUCCGCGACAUUCGCGCCCUUUGGUUGUCGGCCUCCAGCACGACGCCCGCCCGCACUCAAUCUAUCUACCCGCGACACUGACUGAAGCUACGCGCGUCUCGGAAAGUAAAAAAGCCGAUCUGCGCAUGGGAAUCCCACCCUCAGCCUGACGACCCUUCUCGUUUCUUAAUACUUACCCCUUCCCUGCCCAUCCCAUCAUGGCCACCAAGCCAGGUCAGACCAAGCUGCAGCAGCACAAGAGCAAUGGCAACCUGCGCGCCGCCAAUGGCAAGAUCACCAAGCAGCAGAAGGACUUCGUCCAGUCGAGUCCGAACAAGCCACCGCACCCUCGAUACGAUUACACCUCGCCCGGCGUGACCGAUAACAACAUUUUCCAUCUCAAGAGCAGCGACUGGGAAGUCUUGGGCGUCGUUACACUCGUCGCAUUGUUCGUGCGGUUGUUCAGGAUAUACCAACCAUCAAGCGUCGUCUUCGAUGAAGUGCACUUUGGAGGAUUCGCAACCAAGUACAUCAAGGGAAAGUUCUUCAUGGACGUCCAUCCCCCUCUUGCCAAGCUGCUGAUUACGCUCGCGGGCUGGCUGGCUGGUUUCGAUGGCAGCUUCGACUUCAAGGAUAUCGGCAAGGACUACCUCGAGUCCAACGUGCCCUAUGUGGCCAUGAGGAUGCUCCCAGCUUUGCUUGGUGUUUUGGCGGUCCCGACAAUGUUCUUGACUCUCAAAGCCGCCGGGUGCAAGACUACGACUGCUGCGCUGGGCGCGGGUCUGCUCACUUUUGAAAACGGUUUCGUCACCCAAUCGAGGCUGAUCCUCCUCGACUCUCCCCUUGUCAUCUUCACUGCACUUACCGGGUUGUCGUGGAUCUCAUUCAACAACCAGCACGAGCUCGGCCCUCGCAAGGCUUUCCAGCCUAGCUGGUGGUUCUGGCUGGCUGCGACUGGCGUCUGCUUGGGCGCGACCGCCAGCGUCAAGUGGGUUGGUCUCUUCACCAUUGCCUGGGUUGGCUCACUCACCGCACUGCAACUGUGGGUCCUCCUCGGCGAUACCAAGAAUGUUACACCCCGAAUCUGGUUCAAGCACUUCUUUGCACGCGUCUUCUGUUUGAUUAUCAUUCCAGUCGCUUUCUACAUGGCCAUGUUCGCCAUUCACUUUGUCUGCCUCGUCAAUCCAGGCGAUGGAGAUGGUUUCAUGAGCAGCGAGUUCCAGUCUACGCUCAACUCCAAGGGCAUGGCCGAUGUGCCUGCUGACGUCGCAUUUGGCUCUCGCAUCAGUAUUCGCCAUCACAACACCCAGGGAGGUUACCUGCAUUCGCAUCCACACAUGUACCCAGGCGGCAGUAAACAGCAACAGAUUACACUCUAUCCACACAAGGAUGAAAAUAAUGUCUUCCUCGUCGAAAACGCGACACAGCCCAUCGACUGGGCCUCGGAUCCAACUGGUAACACGACCAUUCCUGGCCCAGCCGCUUGGGAUGACAGAGAGGUGUCCUACGUCAAGGAUGGCAGUGUUCUUAAGCUCUACCACAUCACCACCGGUCGUCGCGUGCACUCUCACGAUGUCCGCCCCCCUGUCACUGAAGCUGAUUGGCAGAACGAAGUCUCCGCGUACGGUUACGAAGGCUUUGAGGGCGAUGCCAACGAUCUUUUCCGUGUCGAAAUUGUGAAGCCAAUGUCUGACGGCAAGGAGGCUAAGGACCGCCUGAGAACCAUUGAGACAAAGUUCAAGCUCGUGCAUAUCAUGACUGGCUGUGUGCUCUUCUCGCACAAGGUGAAACUGCCAGAUUGGGGUUUCGAGCAACAAGAAGUUACGUGUGCCAAACAGGGCACCCUGCCAAACUCAAUCUGGUACAUCGAGUCUAAUCAGCACCCGCAACUCAGGGAGGAUGCCGAAAAGGUCAACUACCGCAACCCGGGCUUCUUUGGCAAGUUCUGGGAACUGCAAAAGGUGAUGUGGACCACCAACGCAGGGCUCGUCGAGUCACACGCCUGGGAUUCUCGCCCUCCUUCAUGGCCAAUUCUCAAGCGUGGCAUCAACUUCUGGGGCAAGGAUCAUCGCCAGAUUUACCUCAUCGGCAACCCUUUGAUCUGGUGGGCCAGCACCGCAGCCAUCGCCGUCUACGUUGCCUUCAAGGGUUUGUCUCUCAUCAGAUGGCAACGAAGCUGCAACGACUACCAGAACCUGACCUUCCGCCGCUUCGACUACGAGAUCGGUACCGUCGUUCUUGGUUGGGCUUUCCACUACUUCCCUUUCUUCCUGAUGCAGCGUCAGCUCUUCUUGCACCAUUACUUCCCCGCUCUAUACUUUGCUAUCAUUGUGCUGGCACAGAUCUUCGACUACAACUUCAGCCGUAUCAGCAUUGGCUCCUUCACUCUCAGGAACAAGCCCAUAGUUGGCAUGGGCGCUGCCGCAGUAUUCUUGGCGCUUUCUAUUGUCGUCUUUGGACUCUAUGCUCCGCUCACAUACGGCAACCAGUGGACUAAGAAAGAAUGCGCACGCGUCAAGCUCUUUGAUAAGUGGGACUGGGACUGCAACACUUUCUACGAUUCCUACGCCGACUACUCGCUCGCAGUUCCGUCAGCUUCAGGAGCGGCUCCAACCACCCAAGCAAUCCACGGGCCAGCACCUCCGGUCGCAGACGAUCCACAAAAGGAUGUUCACGUUACUCCUCUAGCACCAGGGCAGCCACUACAAGAAGGACACAUCGAAGAGAAGAUUGAGUACCGCGAUGAGGAAGGAAAUCUUCUCAAUGAUGAGCAAGUCGCGGCCCUGGAAGGCAAGGUCUCUUUCUCUACAAGAUACGAGACGAGGACGAGACUGGUGGAUGAGUAUGGUAAUGAAGUCCACGACGGGCUUGUGGAGGCUCGUGAUGGCGAAGCUCCCGUCAAGCCUCAAGGUGUCGAUCCGGCGACAGGAAGAGAGGCGGGAAGUCCCGAGAUUAGUACUGUGGAUGUCGAGGAUGAUUUGAGGAAGGAGAAGAGUAUCCUGGAUGCGGAGACUACAGCUGAGCCGGAAGCGGAAAAUCCGGAGAUCAAGACCAAGGAUGAGCUUUGAGUUCCUUGACUGUGCUUUGUGUUCCUUUGGGGACGAUUUGGCGCACAGUGGAAAUGGGGAGGAAAUGUUGUACUACUAUACCAUUACGUUUUGUGUGUGUCUCUCUUGUUGUCUUACCAAAGCAAGGAGAUGGCGACAGGGGAGGGGUGUAUUUCACGUCUGCAUGCAUUCAUGUAUGAGGCAGUUGGAGGCGAUGGUCGCCAGGAAGAAGUACUAUGACAACAAAUGACAACAAACAGUCCGAUCACAAUCAAAAUGGC
Molecule: messenger RNA, 3391 nt
Organism: Sphaerulina musiva SO2202
Lineage: Eukaryota; Fungi; Ascomycota; Dothideomycetes; Mycosphaerellales; Mycosphaerellaceae
Product: glycosyltransferase family 39 protein
Exons: 2
Coding region: 282-3131 (949 amino acids)
Biological process (GO): protein O-linked glycosylation via mannose
Cellular component (GO): endoplasmic reticulum; membrane
Molecular function (GO): dolichyl-phosphate-mannose-protein mannosyltransferase activity
Source: RefSeq, a predicted model, not a curated record